CGGAGCACAUACAAGGCAGUGGACGCCUCAACCCCAGGACAGGCCCAUAUCAUAAUGUUUAUACCUACAUGGAAACUUUACGUUUUUAAUUUCCAGCGAUGGUUUUGACUUUUGUAACUCGCUGACUUGUUGUGUGAUCCGAUAUGCCGUGAUAGAGGGACUUAGCUGUGAUGUUCAGUAAACAGAGGGCCCGAUAUCCGGAGAGUGAGUAAGUCCUCGAUCUGUAGGGUGAGGUAACUUCAUAAUGGCAGAACUCCAGCAGACACAGACAAAUAACAACAACAUUACAUAUAAAUGUGACCCAGGGGAACUGGAGGGCUCUGCUAACCCCGUACCCACCCUGGCAGAACUUAUGGCACUUCUGGAAGGCACGGACGCCGGCGCUGUGGACACGGAACUGAGCGAUGACGAGGGGUCCCUACCCCUGCCAGCCGUACAGACAGUGCACUCUAUGAGGGUGGUGCUCAAGGGUGGGGGACCGUGGGGCUUCACGCUGUGUGGGGGAGCAGACGUUAGGACCCCGCUAAGGGUAGCUGAGAUAGAGCCUGGGGGUAGGGCCGCAGUGAAUGGCAGUCUGCAGGUGGGGGACUGUAUUACCAGUGUCAAUGAUGUGCAGUGUGGCACAAUAACUGAAGCUGUCCAACUCAUCCAAAGUGCGUUCAGAACCCUGACUCUUGGGGGAUUCAGAGGCAAUGUUGAGCCGACAACGCCACUAAAGUCUCCCGAGUACCUGAGGCAGGCACGGGAGGCACAAGUGAGAGAAAAGCCUUUAGCUCCCCAGGAUGACAGUAUCAUGUACAGAGAGUCUAAACACAGCCUACAGUCUGGACAGAUGAAGAUGAAGGCGAGACAGAAACCUAGCCGGGGAGAAAGCUUCUGUAUUGGCAGUGUCGGAAAGUCCUCACUAGGUGGGGCAAGUCGAUCGUCGUUGUCACCUCUCCACAGCCGGAACUAUGAAAACCUCCAAUCACAGUCCAGAGUAGAUGGCAGCCCAAGUGACAACCUUACGAAACAAGGACAGCCAUUUUCUCAGCUCGCCUACAAACACGCCUCUCAAGAGGAUCUCCUGGAGCGAGGGCGUCGUGUCCGUGAAUUGACUGAUGCUUUACCCAACUCCAUUGGUGGCAGGAGUGGACCUCUGUCACCUGCCAAGUCUACUCCAGCAUUGAGCCAGGCAGCUAUGGAGGAUGUUGUCUCUCACAGACACUACUCUCCUUCUAAACCCUCCUUUCAUUCUGCCAAGUCCAGCCCUAACAUCCACCAGGAGCUGGAUGUCACUGGAUUAGGAGAGCCCCCAAAGCUGGUCAGGCCAUCCGCAUAUGCAGAGAAACACCUAAACUUAAAACGUCCUGGUCUGCGAGAUCCUCACAGGUCAGUCUGGGAGGGGGACAAGGUCAGGAGCACAGUCACUCGGCAGUCUUCCCCACGGGACAAGUACCGUCCAAACUCACCGCCACAGUCCCAGCCCUACCCGAGCUCUCAGGGAAGCUCUGUCCAGACGUACCACCCUGACACCAGCUUCCAGCCCAUAGUAGAUAAGGAGAACUACGGAAGGCCAUCAUCUCAACACAGGGUGGACUACAGCAAACAUGAUUAUCACAACGUUGAUUACCACGGACUCUCUGCCGGGUAUGAACCCUCUGACAGUGGUACCAGUGACUCAGAGCUGGAGGAUCCCCCUGCCAUUCCUCCUCCCCCACCCCCGGAGAGCCUCUUAAACCCAGCACUCUAUCCCCCAUGUUCUCCCCCUGCCCCACCAGUCAGAGACUCGGCUACCAUCAAGUUCUGUAAGGUGAAUCAGAGCCACGAAAAAUACCCGUCCUGGCCUGUGACCGCGCCCAGUAUCCGCGGCACCACAGACCCUUCUCAGCCAAUCACUUCGCGAGCAGAGUCUUGGUCUGAUCACACCAAUACUAGCUCUGAGUUUCCUCGAAAACAGCGAAUGGCAUAUGGCCCAUUCCAACCAAACUUACGGCCUUUGACAGAGAAAAACAGUCCUCUGGCUGAACGUAAAACGGAGGAGGGCAAAUCUCGGAAUGCCAGUGACCCCGGGCUGAAGUCCGACGUCAUGUAUCAUGCAUCAGUGGCUAAGAUCAGUGACAUUGGGGAGGAACGUAUGAAGAGUUUUUACAACUCUCAGCCAGGCUAUCCUCCCCCUAAAUAUGAUUCUGAUGGUCAUAAUCUGGGGGAUAAGGAAUACAGUGUACCAUCCCCCCCAGAGAGAGAUAUACCCAUAGCCACGAGCAACCUUCCUCCCUCUAAUCUGUCCUCUCCUGUACCAAAGCAGUACCGCACGCGGUAUCCAACCACAGACCAUGCGAGUAACCAAACAGAUGUGUCUGCUGGGCGACUGCAGAAUGACCAUAAGGGCAGUUCCUUGCCGAGUCCCAGAGAAGAAUCAGUGAGACACAGUGGCACGUCACAAGUCAGUUCUGAUUCUUCCCACCUACGAACGUCGUCUGUGACCAACACUGGGGAGCGCAGCGUGGACCACUAUGCACCAAAACGCGUCGACAGUAGAGGAUACAUAGUAACGCCUCGUCCCUGUUACAACACAGGGACACAGACAGAGGUACAUUCUAAAGCUAGCCCUGCGGCUAAGAGAGAAAAGAGGCCUUCCCCAAACACACGGCAUGCUGAGAUACAGGUGAAUGACGUGGCCAGUCAGACCAGCCCCAAACGACCGGACAGCUUAGGUGACCAGUGGUCAGCAUCUGAGGAGAAACCCACGCAAACUCGACUCUCCUGGAGAAGUAACGACUCAGACAGUGGAACUGGCCGACCGGAGGGUGUAGAGUCUCCAGGCAGGAUGAGAACAGACUCCAUGAAUGUGAGGAAAAGUGACUCUAUAAGCACAAGGAGUAGUGACUCAGUGAGUGUGAGGAAUAGUGAAUCUUUGAGCACAAGAAGUAGUUAUUCCAUGAAUACGAGGAAUAGUGACUCCAUUAUUGCAAGGAGAAGUGACUCCAUCGAUACAAGGAGUUGUGACUCCAUAAAUGUGAGUAGUAGUGAUUACAUGAAUAUGAUGGGUAGUGACUCCAUGAAUAUAAGGGAGAGUGACUCCAUGAAUGCAAGGAAUGGUGCCUCUUUAAACAGAAGGGGUAGUCCUUCUGGCAGAGAGCGACCAGCUGUUGAAGAUUUUAGACAACAGAGCAGAAACAGUGGCCGUAAAAGUGAGGGCACCACUCGAGACUACCAAAGAGACUUUCAGUACAACGAAAGAAUAAGAGACAUUAGGGAGAGAAAUGGGAGCAAUGAGUUGAGAAACUUUGAUCGGGGUCAUCCCCAAAAUACUCACAGAAAAGAGGAAAACAGAGAAACGGUUCCUCUGGAGAUAAGCAGGAAGUACGAUGGUGCUAUGAAUCCAGCCCAAAGAACCAAGAAUCACCUGGAAGAUAAGUCCACUAACGACAAUCUGACGAGAGAUAAACCAAGUGUGAUUAAAGGCUUUAGAAAUGACAGUGAUACACAAGACGUGAAGCAAUCCUACUCUUUCUCCAACAGGGCCAGCUCAGGGAGGAGGAGUGAACCACCUCUUCUGCAUGUCCAAAAACAAGGAGGAUCGGACAUGGAAUUUGAGGGGGACAAGACGUUGAGGAGUGAGGGCUCUGACUCAUCUCUCCCGUCCUUCUAUGAGUACACCCCGAGCACCGCGCCUCUGCUGAGGAUGCUGUCUAAGGAGAUGUAUGGUCAGCACAUCUCUGCCCGCCCUCCAUAUCAGCAUGACAAGAGUCUAUCCUUCUCAUCACAGGAGAACUCACGGAGCAUUGGCUCACCCACUCCUUCCUCACAGUACGGAAACAUGAAGGAAGCUGAGUCAUACAGUAGUGUCCUCAUCUAUUCAGAUGUGUCGUCUGGACCGUUUGGCAGAGAUGACUUUGGCUCUCAGCAGAGCCUGGGGUCACAGUUUAGCCUGCUGCAGGAAGCUAAACCUAUGGAGCAUGCUAAUGAUCGUUCUGAUGAUAAAACCACAUCUUCUGAGCCUCAGAACAGUGAGGAACCACUGUCUCCUAGAGAGCUUCGCAAAGCUAUGCGCAGUAGAUACAGCUUUGAUAAUACAUUCCUUCUAGUGAAACAGGCCAACCAGCCUACCCACAAGCACAGUAGCUCAGAAUGUAACCUUUCAGGCUACAACCAUAACUAUGUCAACACCUAUGACUUGGAGGACAAACAUCACCAUCAACCACAGCAGUUAAGUCCUCGCUGUCCUAGCUCUGUAGAAGAGCCCAUUUCCCCGUCCAGCUCAGACCAAAGACCACCCCAAUCUCUUGGCUCUGGAAAAUCAUCAAGUCAGUCACUAGAUCAGGAAGGUAACUGCAACUCUUACAAAUCUCACGCCGUCUCGGCAUCCUCCACAAAUCUUUCUCAUCCAUCCGUGUCUCAGUCAGGGAUGAGGACCACAUCAAAGUCCUCGGAGGACUUGAGCGCGCGGACACCUGUGACAAGCAAAGGCAUGUUUCAGCCUUCCACCAGAACACAUCUGUCCAGUAACAACCUGUGUAAGAAACAUUCCAGAUCCGGCUCUUCUUCUGACCAGAACGUAAUGUCUCCGGUCAGCAGUGGCCGUUGGCAACAAGAUGAAUCUCCCUCAGACAAAUCGAGUAAGCUAACCAGAAAAGAGACAUCUACAGAUCUCUCUGCACAAAGUGACCAAUAUGGGCUUUCAGGUGUUCUUCCAGGAGAGCAGGGAGACUCUGUAUUUCUUGACAGCAGUAGUUCCUACAUGCAGAAAGAUAAACCACCUCAAGGCAGGAAGCGUGGGGUUGACAAACUUGUCACUCGUCAAGAGUCCAUGAAACGAGCCAUGGGAACAUUUGAUGAGGUAGAACAAACUCUGUACACAACAACUCAUUUGAACAAAACAUCCAAGAGUUGGAACAAUCUCCAAGAUGCAAAGAAAGAGAAGUCCAAAGUUCCCCCCAGAUCCCAGUCCUACUCAAACUAUCAAGGUUUGCAUUCAGCAAGAAGUCAUUCAGACAGCAAUCGUCUUGAACAAAUCAAAGAAUCCAGUGAAAUUAGCGAAACCAAAUCAGAGUCCUUAUCAAGGGGUAGCUCUCAGCCUAAUCUGUCUCGACAUUCACAAAGGGAAGGUGACAGAAAGGCUAACGAAGCCAAGUUAUACAAUCCUAAAAUGUGGGAGGAUGACCUUGAUGUGGGGAGAGACACCAAAGGGUCCAACCUCAAGAGGACAACAUCUGAGCAGAUCCGGACCAAUAAGAAGCGAGAUCAGCCACAAGAGGAGAGGACUGCCUUGACCUCCAAACCUCCAUCAAACAGCGGACGGCCAGGAACAGAUAAUCAGGUCAGGUAUUCUGAGGUGGAGACGAGGAAGACUCCUCAACAAGCAUUGCUGAACUUUGUGGAGAGGAAGAAGGGUAGAUCAAUGGGGUCGAGUAGCAGUCAGACAUCUUCUGAAGGAGGGUCAGCCUUGUCGUCCCCCAAGGCCCUCACCAAGUGGCCAUCAACAUCCUCAGAAACCAUGGUGAAGUCGAUCCACAGAAGUGAGAGUUUCUCGGAGUCUACAUUGAGUGGAGGGUCCGACUCCAGACGUCAUUCCACCAGCAGUCUCCAGUCUAAUCGAGAGGACAGGUGGGCAGAGGGUAGAAAGGAGGUCAGGUCUAGCGCCCUGCCUGCCCCAGUGUAUGCCCAGGAGGAGCGUGUCACCAAGGCUUUGCGGCUUGAGCCCAGUGCUGGUGCCCUUGCUCCAAGGCCUUACAAGCCCCCAGUACCUGCAGCACCCUUUAAAUCUGGGGACGAUGAUGCCCCGCCUGCCCUUCCACCCAGGAACUACCGUAAGUUUGAUGAGGGGCAGCCUCCUGCGAAUACAGGGAACAAUCUGAGGCGGUUCAGCACAGAGGGCAGAUUAGACAAAACCCCACAGCGGAGGUUGGAUGGGGACACUGGCAACGGACGCUUUGACUCGCCUAAAGAGGACACCUAUGUGGCCCAGUUGCGUCAAGAGGCCAGGCGAAGACUUUCUGAACAUGUGAUGCCAAACCCGGCACGAAUCAACUUUAUCAAUUCCAAACCUGCAAGUUAUAUUUCCCAUUCCGUUGCCACACAGCCGAUGGUUCCUCAGGAAGCGACAGCCAUUCCACAGGGUCAGGAAAACAGCGGAACUGCCAUGACGCCCACCUCCGAGACCAAGCCACCUGCGGGACCAGUGGUACAACCAUCAGGGGAACCAGUGGUACAACCACCUACCCAGUACGAGACCAACCGUUCACAGAAAAGAGAGAGUCCGUCCUCAUUCCUGACCCAGCUGAGGAUAGAGGAAGAAGGUGACUCUCUGACCACGGUGACUCCCCCAGACAGCAGCCCGGAGCUACCCCUUCCGUCCCCACCACGCCCCACUCCAGGGGAGGAGGUGAGAGACCAGGGAGACCUGCCCCCACCCCCGAGCUUCAUCAUGGAGGACAGGGAGGCCACAGACAAUAGGGCAGAUUCCCAAGGAGAGGGGGAAGAAGUUGAUGGACAGAGGUAUCCAGAGGGAUCCUAUGGGUCUCACAAGAACAACAGAUCUGGGGCCAGGCCUUUUGGCUCUUAUCAGAGGUCUUCAUCUGGUCCCUUUCAUGAACCCACAGGCUCUGAGAGCAGCUCGGAUGGGCAUGGCCAGUCAAAGAAGCUGGGAGAGCGGGCAUGGAGGAGUGUCCAGUCCUUGCCGUAUCAGGCGUCCAGUCCCACAGGGACCCCACCACCUGACGCCCGCAGCAGUCGCUGGCUUCAUGCCCAAGGUCCCGCCUCGGGGGAAGUGUCACCUGUUAACACAUUGCCUCGUGUUACGCCCCAGAGAAGGGCAUCGGACAACUUUCAGGCAGCCUCUGUCAAGGUCAGCUCGUCCUUCAACACAACAGUAACGUGCAUUUCCUCGCGGGCAACCACGUCCAGGGAGAGUCUGACCAAUGGAGAUGUUGACACUUCUUCCCCUUCAGUCAGGGAGAGAGUGUCCAAUUUUGAACGUUCAAAGUGUUCUGAAAGGCUGAAUACCAGUGCUAAUGUACCAUCGCCAGCAGGGACUCAAGACAGUGUCUCUAAAACCAAAGCUGUAAACAGGUCCAGUGAAAACCUCUCAAACUCUGCUCCCAGAGAGCCAAAUCGGGUGGGAUCUCCCACAACUCAUAAUGGGCGACGGCCUAAAGAACAAAGCCGUGUGGAAUCUCCAGUUAACAAUAGCAGAUAUCAAUACAACGAUUCAAAACGUGUGGAAUCCCCAGUCAGUGACAGUAGAGGUCGAUAUUACAAAGACCAGAGUCAUGUGGAAUCCCCAGUCAGUGAUAGCAGAGGUCGAUACUACAAAGCCCAGAGUCAUGUGGAAUCCCCAGUCAGUGAUAGCAGAGGUCGAUAUUACAAAGCCCAGAGUCAUGUGGAAUCCCCAGUCAGUGAUAGUAGAGGUCGAUAUUACAAAGACCAGAGUCAUGUGGAAUCCCCAGUCAGUGAUAGCAGAGGUCGAUGCAAAGACCCUCGUCACGUAGAAUCAGCAAUAAGUGACAAGAGAGUUGGGUCAUCAUCAGUCAAUAGUACCAGCAGCCCUGUGUCUGUAACCAAUAACAGUGCUAUCAUUGGUAAAAAUGUGAAAAGAAUCUCGGUAGACAAUUUUGCUGCCAGUCCAUUGAGGACGUGUACCAACAGUGCUCCCAAGCCGAGUCCACGAGAGGAAAUGAACGCUGCUCGACCAGAAACGUUAGCAAUCAUCCAUCGGCGGGAAAAGUCGCGAGAAGAGGAGGAGUGUGAUCGGCAUGCCAAGCUAUUGGCUGGUCAGAUCGAUGAUUCCAGCCUAUCACAAGUCAUCUCUCCACCAUUUGAAAUGAGAAGUGCCAUGGAUUACAUGAAUGGAUUAUUUGAAGUCACCUCUCCUAGUGAUAAAGGUCAACCAAGAUCAACCUCUUCAGCAUCCAAGAAAGAUGUGUCACCGAAAAAUACAGCGAGAUCAGUGGAUACCAACAAAUCCUCGAGUGACAGGAAGAGUGAGUCUCCAUUGCCCGCUAACUCUCCGUACUGGAUCUCCUCUGCUAAAGCUAAGCUGAUAGAGCGCAUGAGGGAAACCGAUUCUGAGCAGCUCACACUGGGGGAAGACGAGGACAGCAUUGAGCAGAAAAAGGAGGAACUGAUGACCCGGAUCAACCAAAAACUUAAAGUUCUACAGGAAGCCAGGGAUGACGUGCAACAGGAUAUUGAUGGCAAUAAUGCAUUGGGCAAACAGGUCUUGGAGACAGUAGAGGAAAAGUGCAAAGGUCAGAAUGAGAAAGACAAGUACAAGUCCUACAUCGGAGACCUGGAAAAGAUUGUCAGACUUUUGCUGAAACUGUCGGGAUUGCUGGCGCGUGCUGAAAAUGCUUUGAGCUGUUUGGCUCCAGAUGCUGACCAACAACAACGGAGUGCCCUGGUAGAUAAGCGUAAUCAUCUCAUGGACCAGCAUGAGGAGGCCAAACGACUCAAGGCAGACAUUGACAAGAGAAGAGAUGUUGUGGCGGGAAUUCUGAAAAACUAUCUGAAUGAAGAGGAGAUUGGAGACUACAUGCAUUUUGUGGAGAUGAAAUCUCGACUGACAAUAGAGUUUCAAGAACUGGAAGAUAAAAUAACUCUGGGUCAGGAACAGUUGCAGGCUUUGAAGAGAAGCAUGCCAGAUGAUUCCUGAGUCAGCGUUUGGUGCUGUGCCUGGCUACAUUCAACACAUCGUACAAGACGAUCAACCGUUCCAUUAACAUCUUCACCAUUAUCGAGUCGCUUGGUUCCAAAUAUGGUGACAUUUUCCUGUGAGGAUCUGUAAAAAGACGUGGGAUUUUCUGUCCAGUAAUAAAAAACUAUCCCAAAAACUUGCCAAGAAAUGAGAAUGUGGGAGAAUCCUCCAUACAUCGCCAUGGAAAUGUGUUGGGUUUGGCAUUGAGGAAUCCUCCAUACUUCGCCAUAGAAGUGUGUUGGGUUUGGCAUUGAGGAAUCCUCCUUACAUUGCCAUAGAAGUGUGUUGGGUUUGGCAUUGAGGAAUCCUCCUUACAUCGCCAUAGAAGUGUGUUGGGUUUGGCAUUGAGGAAUCCUCCAUACAUCCCCUUAGAAGUGUGUUGGGUUUGGCAUUGAGGAAUCCUCCAUACAUCGCCAUGGAAAUGUGAUGGGUUUGGCAUUGAGGAAUCCUCCAUACGUCGCCAUAGAAGUGUGUUGGGUUUGGCAUUGAGGAAUCCUCCAUACAUCACCAUAGAAGUGUGUUGGGUUUGGCAUUGAGGAAUCCUCCAUACAUCGCCAUGGAAAUGUGAUGGGUUUGGCACUGAGGAAUCCUCCAUACUUCGCCAUAGAAGUGUGUUGGGUUUGGCAUUGAGGAAUCCUCCUUACAUCGCCAUAGAAGUGUGUUGGGUUUGGCAUUGAGGAAUCCUCCUUACAUCACCAUAGAAGUGUGUUGGGUUUAGCACUGAGGAAUCCUCCAUACAUUGCCAUGGAAAUGUGAUGGGUUUGGCAUUGAGGAAUCCUCCAUACGUCGCCAUAGAAGUGUGUUGGGUUUGGCAUUGAGGAAUCCUCCAUACAUCACCAUAGAAGUGUGUUGGGUUUGGCAUUGAGGAAUCCUCCAUAUAUUGCUGUGGAAAUGUGAUGGGUUUGGCACUGAGGAAUCCUCCAUACUUCGCCAUAGAAGUGUGUUUUGUUUGGCAUUGAGGAGUCCUCCAUACAUCACCAUAGAAGUGUGUUGGGUUUAGCACUGAGGAAUCCUCCAUACAUCGCCAUGGAAAUGUGAUGGGUUUGGCAUUGAGGAAUCCUCCAUACAUCGGCACAGAAGUGUGUUGCGUUUGGCAUUGAGGAAUCCUGAGCCUGUCAUGAAAGAGCUGGACAAAUUUGGUGCCUUAUCAUUGUGAAUUGUGAAAGUCAUCUGAUGGGUUAUGUGACCAAUCAUGUGACAGCAGGCACUCACCUGAUGGGUUACGUGACCAAUCAUGUGACAGCAGGCACUCAUCUGAUGGGUUAUAUGACCAAUCAUGUGAUAGCAGGCACUCAGCGUUGCUGUGGAAUUAUGUGAUUUUAACUGAAGAACCUAAAAGUCCAAAAUGUACACGAGUUAUUUGCAAGAAACCGUCUUUCACCAUGGCUUCAUGAACAUUUAAAGAUGUUGUAAAGGCUGUGUAUGCCAGGUGUUGUGAUAUGAAAUGUACAUGUCUCAGUAGACCACUUGAUCGAGUGUGAGGGGACAGAGACUCCUUAAAAGUAGUGUGUCUGUGUCAGGAUUCAGAUUGCCCCAAGUCUCAUUUGCUGUACAUAAUGUAAAUAGCUCAGUGUACAAUUUACCCUCAAGUUAACAUUUGUAUUCUAGCGCUGGCUACAUGACAAACGUCUUGAAUGGAUACAGGGGUAUGCGGCAUGAGCUGAUCAAUCUGCUAAUAUAAGUCAGCCAUGAUUUGAGGAGAUACUCAUUAGCGUGGAAGCUGAUCCUAACACAAGUAUUAAUACAAUCUGUCUAUAUGUUAUACAAGCAAUUUUUCUUUUUGUACGGAAUUUACAUGUCUUGUCUCCAGGCUUAUCAGCAGUUUAUUUAGCAAACUUGUUUACAUUUGACCUGGCUGCCGUCGUAUAAGUGAAGUGUUCUUAUGUAUGGGGGAAGAUACCAGUCAAAUGAAUAAAUAAAUAAAUACAUUUGACCAGCCCUAGUUCUUGGGGAGAAAUUUAGUCUCCUACAGUAAUGUAUAAAACAGGGGUAGGAAGAAUUUGGAGGGGGGUUUUGGACCAAAUGAUAUAUUUCAAAAACCCUAAGAAUGUGAUAAAUUUUUAUUUCAGUCUUAGCUCGCCAUUAAAGGUGCAGCACAAAGAGGAUGCGUUCAGGUAUCAAAGUCUCACAGCCAAUGUUUUAGGAAUCUAUUGUUUGGGCUCUUAAACAUCCGGAUAAUUUUUGUCAGAUUUUAUUACAGCCAAACUCCAUUUUCUUAACUAUUUUUAUCCAUCAUUGUCACAUUAAUAUGAAUUUUUUUCUUUAAAGUAAUACAACUAUUUAUUACCCAUGGGGUGUUUUCAUACCAUUGGAAUUCUUAAAAAAAAAAUUGAAAAUGUUUACAUUUGUGAACAUGUGUAUAUAACGACACUGAAAAGAUAUUAUUAUAAAUAUCAAUUAAUAUUUUUAACAACUUGUAAGUCAUGCCUUUAAGGGUAUCAUGCUUAUUUUCAGAAUAAGUGGGGUAUAUAUUUUAUUCAAAGUCUGAUGAUGCCUAUGUCUUAUUUAAGUGCUACUGCAUUCUCACAGUUACUAUUCCUGUCCAUUUUACUUGUAUGCAUCACAUCCUAACGUGUCAAUAGCCUUACUCACUGGGAUGUUUGACAUGACUGAGAGCUGUAUUUUUUAAUGUCUCUUGGCAGACUGGACACCGUCCAGUGUCAUUGUGUUUAUAACCAUUUACACCAGCAUGGAAUCCUAGGCACCAGCUUCCUAACCCUAUAUAACAUAGGCUGUGGUGGUGGCUGGCUGGUGAAUGUGAUAUCUGUACAAGUACACACACUGUGGAAUAUGGGGUACUCUUUCUGAUAUGUUAAAUGCUUUACAGCUUUUUGAUUCUUAGUAACCAGGAUAAGGCUGUAACUUUUUCAAUGCUGUCAAUAACCCUGUAUUUUUUUCUGUGCCAAGUCCAACCUUCAGAUUUGUGCUGAGUGUUUUAUUUCCAGAAAUAUUGUGUGAAAUAAAAUAUUUUGUCAUUGACACAAGAAA
Liolophura sinensis is the source of this 11665-nucleotide messenger RNA. RefSeq lists its product as uncharacterized. Gene Ontology annotation, biological process: actin filament organization. The coding region runs from base 245 to 8635 and encodes 2796 amino acids. The transcript is spliced from 11 exons. The record is from RefSeq and is a predicted model, not a curated record. Lineage: Eukaryota; Metazoa; Mollusca; Polyplacophora; Chitonida; Chitonidae. Gene Ontology annotation, cellular component: apical junction complex; apical plasma membrane; cortical actin cytoskeleton. Gene Ontology annotation, molecular function: actin filament binding.